AUUUCAGUCUUUCUAUUUUAAAAUUGCACAUAUAAUGUUCAGUGCAUUACUUGUCGUUUCUUUGUAAUUAUUUGUGGAUUGUAUUAGCAUUUCUUAGUAAAUCUUUUUAGUAUGCUGGUCUAACAUUUUAGGUCAAAGGCUUGUGGUUUAUUUGGCAAAUAUUGAAAACCAAUAAAAUCAUGUUUCUCAUGUUAAAAUGCAUUAAUUCCAGUUUCUGUGAAUUUUCCUACAACUAUCUGAGCUGACUUGGUGAAAACAAACUUUUUUAGUGAUGACCAUUGCAUUUUAACUGUUAAUGUAUUCAGUGCUUAAUUCACUGCACUGAUUUGUGAAGCACAUUCAGGGACUAAUUGUGUAAAUGUGGUGUGUAGGUAAGCAAACACUGUAAAGCAACAUAAUUUAACACUGAUUAUAAUUAAGACUGCUUGCAAGCACAUUUAUCUCACUGUUUGUGGUAAAUUGCUCCAGUCUUUGCUCUCCAUUAUGAGUUUCACCUACCAGUUUUCAUGUGUUUUCUUCUAACAGUUGGAGAGCUCCAGCUACUGUGUUGGAUCAGAGACAACGUCUGCGGCUUCCGGGCCAUGAGUGGUUUUAAGUGCCAGGAUGUGGAAAAACAAGGCAUCAAGCUGCCAAAAAAAUGGACUGAUCCCAAUGAAAAAAUCCCCACAGACCGUACGAUGGUUGUUAGGGGAGUUCUGGGAGGUGGUGAUGCUUCCGAUCCCACUGGGGGUCCGUUGAGAAAACGGCGUCAGCGCUAUGUGGAAAAGGACGGCAAGUGCAACGUCCACCACGGAAACGUGCGUGAAACCUACCGUUACCUGACGGACAUCUUCACCACACUUGUAGACUUAAAGUGGCGCUUCAAUCUGCUGGUCUUCACGCUGGUCUACACCACCACCUGGGUGUUUUUUGGCUUCAUCUGGUGGCUCAUCGCCUACACCCGUGGAGAUCUGGACCACGCUGAUGACAAUGAGUGGACGCCGUGUGUGAAUAACCUCAAUGGCUUUGUCUCUGCGUUCCUUUUUUCCAUCGAGACUGAGACUACCAUUGGUUAUGGGUACCGCGUCAUAACAGACAAAUGCCCCGAGGGCAUCAUCUUGCUUCUGGUGCAGGCCAUCUUGGGCUCCAUCGUCAAUGCCUUCAUGGUGGGCUGCAUGUUUGUCAAAAUCUCACAGCCAAAGAAACGUGCUGAAACACUCAUGUUUUCCAGCACAGCUGUGAUAUCCAUGCGGGACAGCAAGUUGUGUUUGAUGUUUCGUGUGGGGGACUUGCGUAACUCACACAUAGUGGAGGCCUCCAUCAGGGCCAAGCUCAUCCGCUCUAAGCAGACAAAGGAAGGAGAAUUCAUCCCCCUAAACCAGACGGACAUCAACGUGGGUUUUGACACGGGGGACGAUCGCCUGUUCCUGGUUUCGCCGCUGAUUAUUUGCCAUGAAAUCAACAAGAACAGCCCCUUCUGGGACAUCUCUCAGGAGCAACUGGCACGAGAAGAGUUUGAAAUAGUUGUCAUUCUGGAAGGAAUGGUGGAGGCCACAGGAAUGACAUGUCAAGCCCGAAGCUCGUACCUGAAUUCAGAAGUGCUUUGGGGAGAACGUUUCACCCCUGUGCUCUCGCUGGAGGAGGGAUUUUACGAGGUGGAUUAUGACACGUUCCACCACACCUACCCUGCACCAACCCCUUCCUGCUCCGCUCGCGAGCUAGCAGAACUGGCAAAGAAAGGGGAAGCUAUACCUUUGCCCCCUAUUUCACCUCCAGCAACCCUGGGAGAGCCCCCAAGCCCAGAGGAGAUGCCUGAGGAGGAGACCAAGGCAGAAGAAGAAGAAGAAUCAGAAGACACUGUUAGCAAUGGUGAUGUGAACAGAAUAGAGUGUGUGCAAGAAUAAGUUAACACAUUGCAAUCUGAAAUCUUUUGCUGCCUCUUUGUGGCAGACGGAAAUAUACGGAGACACAAAAACUCAAUUCAGCCACAUAAACUGAGGAAUAGUUUCAAAUCUAUAGGCCUGUAGGUCUUCAUUUUGUCAUUGACCCCAUGCUGGUACUGUUAACUGUUUUCAAGAAUAGAACGAAAGUGCAUAUGGUAAAGUUUUUAAACUUCAGGCGCCAAACUGCUUAAAUCAGCUUGAAUCUAUCAGCUUGAAUUGAAAUGCAGUUUAUUUCAAUAAGAUGUAUAUAUUCGCAGCUUUGUACUGAGUGCUUAACAUGCUAAUGAGCUUGCAUCAUUGCUUUUGAGGUUUAUAAGUGUUUCUGAAUCCAGUUUAUAUAUAGCCUAGAGAUUAAGAUUUAUUGUUUCAGAUGGUGCUUACUGCUACACUGCAGCAUUUUAUGAAGCUUGUUUCCACUACAGGAUAACAAAACAAAACAAAAACAAAAAUGGGGAAUUGCGAAUUUAUCUCACAACUCUGACUUUUUCUCUUGCAAUUCUGAAAAAAAAAAAGAGGUAUAAACUUGAAAUUCUGAGCAAACAAACAAAAAAUAUUCCAUGAAAAGAAAAUGUAUGGAAACUUGUUUCUGCCAUGGGAUAAAAAAACUAAAUUAAAAAGGUAAUUUUGACUUUUGAUUUGACCUUUUUUUUCUCACAGUUAUAAGAAUAUAAACUGAGAAUUACGAUAUAUAAACUCAUCAUUCAGAGGGGAAAAAAUAAUUUUGAGAUGUAGUGAGAUAAAAGUCUCAAUUACUUUUUUCCUUUCAUUUUUUUUUAUUCUGGGGUUAAAAAAACU
This is a messenger RNA of Carassius carassius (crucian carp), 2717 nucleotides long. RefSeq names its product G protein-activated inward rectifier potassium channel 4-like. Bases 507 to 1883 code for a protein of 458 amino acids. Gene Ontology annotation, cellular component: plasma membrane. Gene Ontology annotation, biological process: potassium ion import across plasma membrane; regulation of monoatomic ion transmembrane transport. Lineage: Eukaryota; Metazoa; Chordata; Actinopteri; Cypriniformes; Cyprinidae. The transcript is spliced from 3 exons. The record is from RefSeq and is a predicted model, not a curated record. Gene Ontology annotation, molecular function: G-protein activated inward rectifier potassium channel activity.